Messenger RNA from Amorphotheca resinae ATCC 22711, 1596 nucleotides. RefSeq lists its product as hypothetical. Bases 379 to 1449 code for a protein of 356 amino acids. The record is from RefSeq and is a predicted model, not a curated record. Gene Ontology annotation, biological process: mRNA splicing, via spliceosome. NCBI's taxonomy places the organism in Eukaryota, Fungi, Ascomycota, Leotiomycetes, Helotiales, Amorphothecaceae. Gene Ontology annotation, cellular component: spliceosomal complex. The transcript has 3 exons.
CCUCUUAGAACUAAUCAUCAAAUCUACAUCUCGAAUAAUAGAACAACUCCCAUUCCAACACAUGCAUAGAGCAUAUGAGGGUACAAGAAUCGCAAAGACUGGAACCGUCCACGAUCCCCAACUCUGCCUCGCCACCACUCGCCUAAAGUUACUGCCAGUGCCUGCUGUACCCCAGAUUUUCGCAUCCCAACCAACCAACCAGCCUCGCAGUACAGACUCUACUUAUAUCAAGCAAGCAAGCAAGCAAGCAAGCAACUCCAACAACCGCGCGCAUCGCGAUCCAAUCCCCCAAUCGAUUCGCACCAUCCAUCACCAUCCACACCUUACCUUGCCUUGCCUACGAACCUCAACCACCAAGGAAUAAAGGAACCUCCGAAAAUGGCCUCCCCCCCUCCCUCAAAUCCAGACCCUCCCUCAAAUCCAGACACGAUCCUCUUCCGCGCCCCCAAGAAGCGCAAGAUCUACCGCCAGCGCUCCGCGUCCCUCUCCGUUCCUACCGACAACGAUGACGCUGGAUCCACACAACGGGCCGACGAGACGGCGCCCGCUGCGCCCCCGAGCCCGGAGCUGCCCUCGCUGCUGCGGCUGCGGAAACAGAGACGGCGGGGGCUGGAAGGGGUGGAGUUCCGGGCCGAGAGCCAAGGGCGCGUAGAGGAGCGAGAAGAAGUCGUGGAGAAGGAGGAGGGACAGAUAGAGGGAGCAGGAGGAGGAGUGGUGCGUAGGUUUGCGCCGCAGACGGGGUGGAGGGGCGGGGAUAUCGAUAGGCAUAUGAUGGCAUAUAUAGAUUCCGAAUUAGCUAAACGACGCGCGGGAGCAGCAGCGGCCAUUAACGCGAGCACUUCGACGGCCCCCUCGUCUUCCAUCAGUCGGGAGAAUACAGGAACCAGCGAAAAAGAGAGAGAACAACACAGGAAAGAUAUUUCCGGGAUCGAGCGCCAGCCCGCGGCGCUGGGCAAGCUGCUCGAGAUCGAUCUCGGCGAGGAGGUGCGCAAUCGGAAUGUGGAGCUGACGGAACAGGCGAGGCGGCGAUUAGGCGGGGAGGUUCUCGAGGAGGAAGAGGAGGGGAAGAAGAAGGGGAAGGUUAGGUUGGGACCGGAUGGAAAGCCGUGGCGGGGGAGGAAGAGGAGGGCGAGUGAAGAUAUCAAGAGGGAUAAGCUGGUUGAGGAUAUCUUGCGGGAGAAUCGACUGGAGAUCUAUGAGGGACCGCUGCCGGAGCAGCAGGUCGUUAACGAUGAUCAAGCAGCGGAUGACAGGAUUGCAGAGGAGUUCAGGAGGGAGUUCAUGGAUGCGGUGUCGCAGCGGCAGAGGAAGAAAGCAGCGCCCUCACAACCGCCGAGUAGGGGGCCGGGUGGGAAGAAGGAGGAAGAGCUGAAGGGGCCGAAGUUGGGCGGCAGUAGGAGUGCCAGAGCCGCUAUGCGCGAGACGUUGUUGAAGAACGCAAAGAAGUAAAUUCUAAUGCAUUAAUGAAGGAAGGUUUUCUGUGUCUGGAGGAUGCUUUGGUUGUUUUGCAAGCCGUUUUAGUGAUAUCAAGAUGACAAGCUGGGCGUCCAAUGCAAUGCCUCUCUAUUAUAAUACAUUUUGCCCAUCCGACCCGGA